Messenger RNA from Xyrauchen texanus (razorback sucker), 6258 nucleotides. RefSeq names its product multiple PDZ domain protein. The coding region runs from base 130 to 5832 and encodes 1900 amino acids. Gene Ontology annotation, molecular function: protein binding. The record is from RefSeq and is a predicted model, not a curated record. The transcript has 42 exons. Lineage: Eukaryota; Metazoa; Chordata; Actinopteri; Cypriniformes; Catostomidae.
ACUUACGAUUGGAAAAUAUUGUUGAGAAUGGAGGCUGCCAGACUGGGGUUUUGAUCAUCAUGGACGUCCGCAAAUGGCAGUUUUCCGUGAGCGGCGGAAGCAUCCUGUUGAUCUGAAGGUGAUUGUGGGAUGUCAGAAAGAGAGUGGUGGAAAUUCUCAGAGUUGAAAAUGAUGGAUACACAGCGUGCAUUGAUUGCAGUGGAGCGUCUGCAGGAGAGGCUGAAGGAGAGGGGAGAGCUCCCCACUGAGGAAAAACUAAGUCUGCUCAAGAGUGUCUUACAAAGUCCCCUGUUCCACCAGAUACUCAUCAUGCAAGAGACUGGACAACAGCAUCAGCAACUGGUUUCUCCCAGAACAUCUCAGUCUGUGAGUGAUAAUGAGGAUGGUUUGAGUGCAUCCCACCCCUCCUACAUUCUGAGGCACAGAGACUCCUACCUCUCAGCCCAACGACACAAUGACCACUAUCGACCCAACAACCAUGUGACUUUUGCAACCUGCAUCACAGAGGACAUUUCAGUGCUGCAGUCCAUGGCCCAGGGUCGAACUGUGCUUAGUUUUGACCUGGAGAAGGGAGAGAGCGCUUUAGGCAUCAACAUUAUUGGUGUGGAGACUGAAGGCAGUAGCGGUUAUGGUAUCUUCAUACAGGAGAUUCAGUCAGGCUCAGUUGCAUACAGUGAUGGACGUCUUCAUGAGGCUGAUCAGAUUUUAGCAGUGAACGGAACACAGUUUGACUCAUCAGUAACACUGGAGCAAGCUGUCAAGGUUCUACAGGAGGCUGCCCCCAUAGUAACCUUGAUUGUAGCCAGAGGGCCAAUCACCAAAUUCAGCCCACCACCACAGAUGAGCCACACUGUCUCUCUCAAAAACCUCUCUGGCCUUGCUGAACAGUUCAGUCCUCGACAAAUUCAUCUGAUUGAGCUACAGAACGAUGGAUCGGGUCUGGGCUUUGGGAUUGUGGGUGGGAGGAGCACUGGCAUCAUGGUUAAAACUAUCUUAACUGAUGGGGUUGCUGGAAAGGAUGGUAGGUUGCGUAGUGGAGAUCUUCUCCUCAGGAUCGGUGAUGUGGAUGUGUCCUCUAUGGGCAGUGAGGAAGUGGCACGGGAGCUCCGUCUUGCUGGUUCCAAAGUGAGACUUCUCAUCGCUAGGGAAACCACUGACAUUGACCUUUCACCCCCCAUCACCCAGCAACAGGACACUCUGGUGCAGAGACAGUAUUUAGUAGAGCGAAAGGAAAACCUAAUAAGUGCCAGAUUCACUAAUGGCAAGAACGGUUUGGACAUCAACAAUGCCAAAUCAAUGGAAAACUUGAACGCAGAGUCCAGUGGAUUGGUUGGAAAGAGCAUACUAGAGGGAAGUACAGUGGAUCAGGAUGGACAAAUUCACACUGGAGAUGACAUCAUUACUGUGGAUGGUCAGAGUCUACAUGACUGCAGUGAACAGAAAGCAGAGGAAAUUCUGCACUUGUCUGGCCAGUAUGAGGAGAUAUCUCUUCUGAGAAGGGACUCACAAUCUGAAACACAAACAACCCCUACAACAUCCACAACCUCCCAGAGACCUUUGACCCCACUAGGUCUCCUGCCCCCUCCACUGCCACCAUGUCUACCAGAGCCAAAGCCAGUUCUGCCCCCAGGAAAAGUUCUCUAUACUGAAUGCCGGAAGCUCACCUUCAACAGAGAGUGCAUUGAUACAAAGCAAACCAGUUAUUUUGAGUCCAAGCUGGAGAACAGCAGCCAGCAGUUUUCCUUAGCUAGACUAUCUGAGGAAGAGGAGGAAACACUGACGGAGAAGUGGCAAAGCAAACUGGGCCCUCAAUAUGAAAUCACGGUGGUCCAGGUCCAGAAGUUCAGUGAGAGCAGUGGUCUUGGUGUGAGUCUGGAGGCUAAGGAAGGUCAUCAUUAUAUCUGCUCUAUAUUGCCAGAGGGUCCAGUGGGACAGACAGGAGUCAUAUGCCCUGGAGAUGAGCUGCUAGAGGUGAACGGGAUCUCACUGAUUGGUGAGUCACAUAAGGAAGUGGUGAACUUGCUGAAGGAGCUUCCUGUGUGCGUUUGUUUGGCAUGUAGUCGUCUCAUCCCGCCCACACUCAUUGAGGAAGAUGAUGACGACGAUGAUGUACAACUCACCCUGAAGGAGCUACUGGCAGAAUUUAAUGAAAAGUCAAAGGCUGAGCAGAAUUCGUUUGGUGGUUUUGGUGCCCGCAAAGAGGAUGAUGGGAAGGUAGAGGCUCCUGUGCUAUCCCAUCAGGCCAUGUGGGAGAUCGAGAUUCAAGUUUAUGAGCUGCAGAAAGGAGAUUCUGGAUUGGGAUUCAGCAUACUAGACUACCAGGACCCCAUGAACCCAGGGCAGACUGUGAUAGUGAUCCGCUCUCUUGUAGCAGGUGGUUUGGCAGAGAGAGAUGGCAGGUUGUUGCCAGGCGACCGACUGAUGUUCGUCAACGGGACUGACUUGAGUCAUGCUAGUCUGGCUCAGGCUGUUCAUGUCCUGAAGAGCACCGGUUUGGGCACUGUAUGCAUAGGAGUCUCAAAACCCUUACCGGAAAAUGACACCCAGGGCACAGAAGCUGAUGUAACGGGCAACUGCCUCUCAGCACAUAACAACCAGCUUGGCACUCUGCAGAAAAACUCCCACUUUCAGAAUAGCAAGAUGGAGGAUGAUUCUAAACCCAUUUCUGCCCACUCCAGUGGCUAUGAGAGAACCAUAACUGUAGUCAGGGGAAACUCCAAUCUGGGUAUGACAGUGAGUGCCUUAAGGGACGGUUCAGGCAUGAUAAUCCGCUCUGUGGUUCAUGGCGGGUCGAUCAGUAAGGAUGGGAGACUGGCAGUAGGAGAUGGAAUCAUUGCCAUCAAUGGAGAAUCCACCACCAAUCUGACCAAUGCACAAGCCAGAGCAAUGCUACGCAGACAUUCACUGAUUGGACCUGAUCUCAGUGUGAUGUACGUACCUGCUGCCUUCCUUGACAUGCACAGAGCCAGUUGUGCCCAAUCAAAUCAGGAAAUGGAAAUACACACAGCUGCCACUGUCCAAUCCAGCCACACUCACAAUCGACCUUUCAAACCGCUAGAAUGCAUUUCUGAACAACAAAGUAUAGUGGAUGGUACAGGAGUUAAUGGAAAGACUCACGCAGAAGAAGAGAAGGAAAGAAAAGAUAACCACAGCCGGUAUGGAGAUAAAAAGGUAAAGGAUGAAAGAACAGCCUUGCAAAGUGAGAAUGGACAGAUGGGAUGGAAAGACAAAGACAGAGAAAAAGUUGAAGAAGAUACACAAGGGAAGGAUCAUGGCUCAUGGAGUAAACCUAGAAGAGUAACAUUAUUCAGGGCAAGUGGUACAAGUCUUGGCAUCAGCGUGGUGGGGGGCCGUGGUAUGGGCUGUCGACUGAGCAAUGGAGACAUGAGGCGGGGCAUCUUCAUAAAAAAUAUUGCUGAAGACAGUCCAGCUGCAUGCAACUGCAUUCUGAAAGAAGGAGACUGCAUUCUUCAGGUUAACGGUGUAGAUUUGAGUGAAUUUACUCAUGAAGAAGCCGUUGAGGCGAUUCGUGGAGCAGGAAACAGAGUAGAACUACUAGUACAGAGUCCUCUGGUUUCAGCCCCUCUCACCUGCGAUGAUAAAAAUAAACUGUCAAAAUUGAGUUCUCGAAAUCAAGAGGAGGAGCUUGACAUGGCCAAUAAUCUCUUGCACCUCUCCCCAAACUACCCCUUCAGCCCCACCCCCUUUAAGCUUACAGUAGAGCAGAAGUUGGGGAAGCCCCCAAAGUCAGUUCCUCCCAUCCUGAAAAAGCCCUCCAGGCAUGAUGACACAGAAACAGAUGGAGCACAGAGGGUUCCAGAGAGACCACCCCUGCCAGAAGAUACCUCACAUCAUCAGAGCGAGCCAGAGCAGGACUCCUACUGGAGUCGCAUGCUCCAGAGGUAUGGCAGUCUGCCUGGGGAGCUGCACGUGUUUGAGCUGGACUGUGGCUCAAACAGCUCUGGGUUGGGAGUGUGUUUGUCAGGAAACAGAGAUGCAGUGCGUGGAAGGAUGAGUGUGUACGUGUCAGAGAUCAAACCAGAUGGGGCUGCUGCCACAGACGGUCGUGUCAGGGUGGGUGAUGAACUGCUGGAGAUAAAUGGACAGGUGCUAUAUGGCCGCAGUCACCAGAAUGCUACAGCAAUCAUCAACAAUACACCAGCUAAAGUCACGAUUCUGCUCACCAGGAACAAAGCUGCACUGAAACAAAUGGCUACAGGACAAGUAUUGGAGGAUGGAAGGAUCAAAAGAGAGGAUAAACCUAAGUCCCACUCCCUGGAGAGGCUCAAUGCUGAUCUUCCUGCUCCAAUCAAUGCCACAUCCAAUCACAAGCCUCCCUGUCAUCCUGCCAGUCACAUGCCCCCCAGCCACUGUUCCCCUCUGCCAUCUGACAUAUCAUCAGCUGAUGAGAGCAGCUACAGUGGCACCUCAGCCAAUCAGAGCUUUCACUUGGGGCCACACAGCACUUCUUACUUGGCCCAGUGUUCUGUGAUCUCGGACCCCCAUACAUGCCCCAUCAUACCUGGUUACAUAAAUACCAUAGAUAUCUGCAAGGGCCAUACUGGACUUGGUCUCAGCAUAGUAGGAGGCUGCAACACAGUACUGGGUGUUAUCAUGAUUCAUGAAGUGAAUCGGGGUGGUGCAGCACACAGAGAUGGCCGGUUGUGGGCAGGAGAUCAUUUACUAGAGGUGAAUGGCAUUGAUCUGAGAAUGGCCACUCAUGAGGAAGCCUUGAGCGUCCUGCGCUUGAGUCAACAGCAUGUGCGGCUGCGUGUAUACAGAGAACCUGUCACAAGCACACAGCAGAACCACAGCACACACACAAUCCAGAUUGAGAAACCUGAGGAAAUGUGGGACCUCUUCAGUGUCGAACUACAGUUAAAAGCCGGACAGGGACUUGGUUUUUGCAUUGUGGGUAAAAGGAAUGACACAGGAAUCUUUGUGUCUGAGAUAACUAGAGGAGGGUUGGCAGAUCUGGAUGGAAGACUGUUGCUAGGUGACCAGAUUUUGUCUGUGAAUGGGGAGGACAUCAGAGCUGUAUCACAGGACUAUGCCAAAGCACUACUGCAGAGUUGUAGCGAGUCUGUACUUUUGGAGGUGGCACGUUUUAAAGCUUUAAAGCACUACUCAUAUGGGGACCAGGUCGGCAAGGUGGAUGUGCCUGCUCUCUCCUCUCUCAGCACACAUGAUUCUACAGAUGGGAAUGUGGACAUCAGAACUGUCACCAUUCAGAAGCAUGAGUGUGAGUCUGUGGAGAUGGCAGUGAGAGACAUACAGGGGGAUCCAAUGAUUUACAUCUCCAACCUGGAUUCAACCACAUCUGCAGCACGCUCCGGUCUCCUGCAGCUAGGUGCCAGGGUCAUCAGCAUUAACGGAACAUCAACAGAAAGUCUUUCAGUCAUUGAUGCAAAUAAACUCCUGAGAAACAGCAGUGGAGCCAUCACACUGCAGGUGAUGUCAAGUUGCAGUGUAGGUGGAGCUGGAUUCAAUAAAGAUCAGCCAUCUGUAAUUCAUUCCAACAACUCUACCCACAACCACCAGAGUUCUCCUCAGUUCCAGGCUAUAGCUCUUGAACGUGGCUCAGCUGGACUUGGCUUCAGUAUUGUGGGAGGAUUUGGCAGUUCCCAUGGUGAUUUACCCAUCUACAUCAAAAAUAUUUUCCCCAAGGGAGCUGCUGUGGAGGAUGGGCGUCUGCGUCAUGGUGAUCAGCUGCUGGCGGUAAAUGGGCAGAGUCUGGAAGGUGUCACUCACUCUGAGGCUGUUGAGCUUCUGAGACAGACCAGCGGGACAGUAACUCUUCAAGUCCUCUCCAAUAGACUACCAACAUGCUGAUAACACCUCACAGAAUACUGCAUGUUUUCAGCAUCCUUCUGAAACUGUAAAUGCAAGAUCUUCCUCUCAAAGAACGUCUCACAAAAACAUCUUUCCUAAAUGCAGAGUGAUUCCACAAUCAAAGAAUCAGAGUUAAAAUGUGACAAAUGUUGAGCAUAAAGUGGGAGAAGCCAAUAGGUAUUAGUGCUAAACGAUGAUUCUUUUACUAAAAAAUCUCAGCUGUUUUUGUACUGUACCAACUGUUUUUCAUAUCACUAUACAUUUGCAACAAUGUUCAGUAAUUAACAUUCACUUUUCAGACUCCAAUCCUUCCAUGGAUAAUAUUAAGAUAUUAAAAAAGCAAUAGCUAAUAUGGAGAGUUCACAUUGUGCAUAAUUAUUCAUAAGCAAGGUUUAAGUAUUUGAUGAAAUACACAGGUCAAUCAUG